AUGGACUCAAUGAGAGAGGAGGCGGCAGCAGAAGUAGCCGCGCUCGCUGCCAACCAGAAGGGCUGGAAGCACUUGUGUGAGUCGAAGCACCUGGAGGCGAUUGAGCUGUUCAGCAGGAGCAUCCAACUAGACCCUUGUCUGGCGGAGGCCUACAACAACCGGGGCAUUGCACUGGAGAUUUCGGGUGCCUCGCCGGACCAAGACUACGAAGUGGCUGACGCACUCAGCUUGCACGAUCCACAGAGGAUGGACAGGCUACAUCUGACUCGCCAGUGGAAACCAAUCGGUUGGAAGGCCAGAGGUGACGCCGAAGCUGCCACCAGAGCGGAAGACGCAGACUUCUUUGUCGAGAUCUGUAGCGUUGAUUGGGUCGAGACCAAUCGCCGCCUUCACAUGCUCAAUAAGGGUGAGGUUAAGUUCGGACAGGAGUACCGCCCAAUCACCUUCUGCACAGAUCGCUCCCUCGGGAUGGGUUUGUGCGUAGUGGAUGGUGAAGCCGUGGGCCGGUCAAACCCGAAGUACUCUGACAUCGGGCAGAGUCGCCACCCCGGCGAAUUUCCAAGAUGGUUUGUUGCAACUCAGAAGGAAGUGGAGAAGGUAAAAUUUGGCUUGCUGAUCGUACAGUUGUCGAAGGCAUAUUUUCGGUCAAAAGCUUGUCGCUGGACAUUCGGGUAUUUACGCAGGCCCGAGUUGGUGCAUCUUCUUGUUUGUGGUGCGAGGGGCCCCGAGAUAGUUCCCUGGUGCUCAUUGGUUGAUGAUGUGGACCUUUGCUUGAAUGCUUUCCAGUUCACGAAUCCUUCUCCAGAAACCAUGGCGAUGGAUGCUGCGAAGGAGGACAAAACAAGGUUGGCGAUUCAGUUGGUAGACUUGGCCGCAGAUGAUAUUGGGAAUCAAGAGCACCAAGCGUGGUGCGAGCUUCCCCUCCGUGAUUUGUCAUAUGCUCUUGCCCUCAAACUCGGGGAGGAGACUGAUGCGGCGCUGGAAGCUGCGGAAAGGUUGGUGCGUGUGUGUGGAGACACAGGCCAGAGCCAGCGCGCGCAGCACUUGGGCAUUCGACUGCUAGAGCUCACGGAGCCUCGCUUUGGGGCCGAAAGCAUGGAAUCAGCCAGGGCUCUGAUGACUCUUGCCCAACAGCUCAGUGAUGCUGAAAAACGAAUAGAGGCACAAGAACGGGCUCGCAAAGUUUUCGAGCAGAACCUCGGACCAGAUCACCCUGCAGUGGCCAGGACCCUGGCUGCUCUGGCAAAGUCCUAUGGGCUGUUGAGCGACCAUGGCAAGCAAUUGCAACUUCUAGAAAGAGCCUUGCACAUCUACCGCAAUAGUAGUGGGAGUGACUCUGUUGAAUGUGGAAGUGUGCUUAGUAACUAUGGGAAUGCAUUGAUGCACGUGGGAAGAUACAUGGAAGCGAGAGAGGCGCAAGAGCGAUCUGUCUGCAUUAUGCAGACGGAAUUUGGAGAAGAGCAUCCCAACAUCGGCAUUGUCCUCACCAACUUGGGCAGCAUCUUGUGCCGCCUGGGUGAUCCAGAAGGGGCUUUGGAGAUCUUGCCCAAAGCUCUGAGAAUCAAAGAAAUGCAGUAUGGAUUUGACCAUCCCGAGAUGGCAAAUACCCUCGCCAGCUUGGCGAACGCUUACGAGCAACUCGGCAACCGCGCGGAAGCUCAAGAGCUGGUGGAGCGGGUGUUGCACAUCCAGGAGCGGGUUGACGGCGGCCCUCGGAAGUUCUUGAACCAACAGCGGCAAAAACUUGAGGGCUGGCAGCACACUGGCAAAUCCCCACUGUUGGUUGUUCGAUUAUGUUUCGUCGGAAAAGGCCGGGCUGGAAAGACCAGCACUCUCAAGCGGUUAAAGGGUGAAAUCCCACAUGAAGGCGAGGAAGAUUCUACCUAUGGAGUCGAAGUAUGGGCUGGGCAAGCACAGGAGCAACUUGACUCUUCGUGGCAGGAUUGCUGUAACAAGAGUAUCUUUGCCGCCUGUGCUGCAAGAGCUUUCAAAACAGACCGGCACCAGCCUGAGCAACAAGUGACUGUGCAGACGGCGCAGCCUCAAGUCCAGCAACCACACCCAGCGGCGCCUCUGGCAACGCAGAGGGCGCAGGAGCCGAAGCCACAGCAGAAGGCACACAGUCAGGCAAAGCAACAGGUAGCGCAGGGUGCAACGGUCGCCGCAGGAGCAGGCGCGCGUAUUUGGAACAGCAUUGGUUCAAUGAAAGCAUGGUCUGUGUCAGAUUUGACUGACGAUCAGAAGGUGCACAAGUUGCUGCCGAAGCCAGGGCUUGAGGAGACUUUGGGGAUGCGUUUGAUGGACGACGAGUGGGUCUUGCAGAUUGGCAGGCCCGGAGAUGAAGGUGGUUCAUGGAGACCCAGACUGCAAUGCUGGGAUUUUCCUGGCCAGGAGGACUAUUCUCAGUGCAACUUAUUGUAUUUUCACGGCAGGGGCAUCUACCUGGUAUUUUGCGAUGUCAGCCGUGACCUUGAAGUUGCUUGGCAAGACCUACAAUUCUGGCUGUGGGCAGUUGCCCACUAUGCUGUGGACCAUGAUGAAGCCCAAAGGGCUGCUGCGGCUCCACCCGUCAUGAUCGUGUGCACAAAGUGGGAAAGCAAAAGAUUUAAUGAGCAAGAAUUGGAUGGCCGCAUAGACGGGCUGCUGGAGAAGGUCCCGAGGUUGAAAGAUCAGCUCCAAGAAGGCCCAAUCCACGGCGUCGACGCAUGCAGGUCCAAGUGGAUUUUUCCUGUGGAAAACUUCGCAAAGCGUACCCUGACUGAGGACUACAUAAAGCCCCUUCGGCAACGACUGCAUCAGCUGACAGCAGAGCUCGUUCUGCCUGGGAGCGGGACAGAGAACGUGAAACACGCGGGCUUGCAAUCGAAACAUUAUCCAGUCGCAUGGCUGCGGGCUCAUGAUCUACUCACUGAUUUCGCUGGUGGCUUCGAGGUUGAGGCUUCAAAGGCGGAGUUUCUCGCAGCUACAGCUGGGUCAAACUUGGUUCUCAAACACGAGCUGGCGGUCAGACAGGUGCAGGGUGGUGAGACGAUUAAAGUUCCACGAGGCAUACAUUGCAGGCUUCUGAGUCCGCUCCACGAACGAGGCUUCGUGUCGAAGCAAGAGGAAGAAGUGCAAGCGUUGCAGCCGGCUGUCUGGAUGCCUGAGCAUCAGGACGAAGGAGACUCGGGGUUCACCGGCAAUGCCGACAUUAUUCGCGUGCGGAUUGCUCCGUGCACUUUGCUUGAGCUGUCACAGGUUCAGGCGCUUCUAGCAGGCAUGAAGCCAACAGGAAUACACGGAAAGGAAGUCGACGAAUUGCUUGCUUUGCUGCACAGCUUGGGCAUUCUUAUCUGGAUUGCGGAUCACAGGCUCCGGGGGCAUGUUUUGUUAGAUAUUCGGAAGGUGGCUGUGGCACUGACAAGAGUCAUCAGUUUCCGUUUCUUUCGCGAGAGACGCUUCGAGCAUUCAAGAGAGUAUAAGAAGCAGCUGGAGGAAAGCGCUGCGCACAUGAAAGAUCGUCGUCGCUUCUGGACCGACGGUCUGGCCACACGGAAGCUCUUGGAAGAACUGUGGGCGACAGACUUCAAAGACCUCAACCCAGAAGAGAGACGGAUCAUUAUGGAGAUUGUGCUCGAGAUCAUGCUACAGAAAGGGCUGAUCUUGGAACGUGCCUUCGAGGACGAGUUCAUCGUGCCUUGCUGUUUGCCAGAUGCGGCUGUGCCAGAACUGCCAAGGGGCAGCAAAACUCUUUAUGUUGACAUGGAUGGUCUCAUGCCACCAGCCAUUUUGGCACAGGUGGUUCAUGAGCUCUGCCAGCAGCGCACUUUGGACAGCAAAUUGCUCCCAGGACCACCCCAGAUUUUCCGUAAUUGUGCAGAGCUGCGCUCGACAGUGGGGCUCGUUACCCUUUCUCUGUCUGCUGCCACUAGUUUCAGGGUCCUCCGCAUCCACUUGGAACCAUGGGACUCCCAGCAAAUUCAUGGAGAUGAAGCGGAGCGUGAGAUGCGUAGGAUCAUUUCUUGCUUCUUUGGUGCCCUAGGCCUGGACAGGAGGCUGGGACCGGACACGGUCUUGAAGAGACAACCCGAGGCUGAUUCCCGAAGCCUGCUCAAAGACAUUGCACAAGCCGAGUUGGAACGCUUGCGCUCGCAGCUCCUGCGACAGCGCCGCUUCUCUGAUCUGAGCGACCAGCUACGCAAAAUAGUGCGAAGCAUUGCUCUGCAGAGCCACGUUGCUCCUGCGGGAAGCUUUCGGUUCCAAAACAUGCUCUACCCGUGCGACGUGGACUUGGAGGAGUAUGUAGUGCUUGUUGCAGAGGCGGCAAAGGAUAAAGAAAGCUCUUCCUUGGUUCUAGCGUCGCUGUUGCAGAAGAUUCUCCGACAGUUCCCUCGCACAGAUCCAGGCAUGCACUGGGAAGGCCUCACGGCAGGAAAGGAUCCAUUGAAUGAGAAGAAGCUGACUUGGACUCUUGCAGAGUUGGAUCGCGGAGAGAAGGAGUGCAGCACGAAUGUGAAGUUAGCCACGGCGCUCUGUCAUGGCAACAAAGUACGGACGGCAUUUAUUCGCGUCUAUGCCAAGACUACAUUAUUCAAGGAACCAGUGGUGCCAGAUCGUUUCUUUGAGAUUACAAAUGUGAUUCGUUUUGGCUAUGUGCAGGACGGCCGCGUCAAGCCUGUCACGCAGGAGGUUGACCUUCUUGCUGUGGUGGAAGAUGGCUUGAAGCAGUAUUCUGGCCCAACUCCCAAUUGCAUGAAGUUUGCUAAACGCCUUUGGGAGAGGUCUGUGUACCUGGCGCAACGAAACAUUCACGUCAUGUCACACCUCAUCAUGUUGGAGGCCUUGCAGCCGAUCUUUGUCCAUUGGGUAGCCCAGCUGGCCCAGAUUGCAGCUCAUGCAGAGACCUUGAAGAACAUGUUGGAUCUUUGCUUGGAGGAUCAUGUGGUUCAGGACAUGCCGGUCUUACGCCAAAGUUGCAUCGAGAUCGUGAAGAGAGUUGACGAGGAGUGCCGGCUGAAGGAGGGAAACGUACAGGCAUCAGCUGCAUCUGAAGCCCUAGAAAUUCUCGGGCGCGUCAUUCGGGGCAUCGAAGAUGGCACACGUGGUCAACUCCUGAAAGAAAUCCUUCAAGAGGCCCGGAAUGGUCUGGAGGCGUGCGUGGAGCUGACUGUGAUCAGCUGGCUGGGAAGUUUCCCAAGAGUCACCAAACCGCUAAGUGCGCAGUGGGAUUUCCCUUCUGACCACCUGCCAAUUGCAACCAAGAUUUGCUGUGGGUCAGUGGCAGGCUUCGGUUGCAUCUAUGUGGCAUCCUGGCAAGUGCUGAACAUGAACCUUGUGCCACGCAUCCAGACAGAUGAAAAGGGGUUGGAUGGCUCAGGGAUCACUACUUGGAGUGCCGAAGAGAGGCAGAAGCAGAUUGUUACGAUUGUUGAGGAGAUGCUGCUGCCCAACGGCAGACGCAGGCACAUGAUUCUCUGCCUGCAGGGAUGUUGGCGACAGUUGCUGCACGACAUCGCUGAUCAGGUCAGCGCAAAAGGGUUUGCGACGUCAUACAGCAGCUGCCAUGCAGAUACCGAUGACGGGCAGGCCAUCAUCUAUGACGAGACUGCCUUCACACUGACGGCGCUUGAUGCAGAUCCAGUGCCAUUUGAGAACGCCUUUAGGAAAGUCGUGUUGCCCGCGCACUUUGACCUAAAGAAAGGCAAUGGAAAGCUGCGAAUCCUGACCGUGCAGCUGCCAAGGCACCCGCCUGGUCCUAUGCACCGCGCUUUGGGUGGCUGCCUGGAGAGGCUGGGCGACCUUGCAGACACUCCGACACUCGUCCUCGGUGACUUCGGCUUGCCCGAAAAGGUCAUUGCUCCCAUGUUGAAAUGCCAGCACAGCCGAGCUUGCCAUGUCCGCUUUGCGCCAGUCCCCUAUCCGACAACCGUUUGCGAGGGCUCGCUGCUCCCGAAGCGGACCGACAACAUUGCUUUGCUCUCGCCUGAGGAUGUGAUCAAGGCUGAGCCGCUGGAGGCGAACGACGUGGUGUUUGGGCUGCAGAAGCGUGCAGAGCUGCUGAAUUCCAGGUCGUUGGGAAUUGCAGACUGCGAGGCAGAUGAUGACGAUCAGGCGAACCUGCAGUGUGCCAUAUGGCUUUCGAUGAGAUGA
Symbiodinium natans is the source of this 6129-nucleotide messenger RNA. Lineage: Eukaryota; Dinophyceae; Suessiales; Symbiodiniaceae. The record is from the annotation of a GenBank genome assembly.